AUGGCGGAAGAAAAUAAAAAUGCUGUCGUCGCGUGCGAUCCGCCUACUAAUUUUAAUAAUUUAGAUGCUACUACAAAUUCAAACCAGCCAUUAGAGAGUAAAGGACACAAUAUAAUUGAUAUUUCAAUCGCUGCUGGAAAAGAAGAAAGUGAUAUUGUUCCUGUCAAAGUAGAUGAUUCUAAAAAUGCAAAUGUCAAUGUAAAACAAGAUUUAGUAAGAAACGGUUCGUGCGACGCUAUAGAUGACGUACGGUCUUUGGGAGACCUUGACAGUUUGCCUGUUGGAGAUGACUUGGUGUUAGGCGCAGCGGGAAGCGACAGUGGUGUAGAAGGAUGUGGCAGAGCUCUCAGUAGCGGCGGUGGAUCCAGAUCUUGUGCAUCUAGUGUUGUUUCAUGUGGAUCUGGAUGCGGAUCAGAGAGCUCUUCGUUAGCUGGAGCACCUCCGCGACCACGUCGUCGAGUAAACAUCACCGUUCAAGAACCUAAGAGAAGUUCACCGGUCAAUUCAUCAUCAAGGCCCGUAACAGCGCCUCGAGGCCCCAAUCUGGCAACUCGCGAGCGCGCAAGAAGUCGGGAAAAACCAACACCCCCAGAAAAACCGCGACCUCUAACACCUAAACCCAAAAUACGCCCCACAGCUGAUCUUCCCAACUUAGUUCGAGAAAGUCCAGCUCUUCGUGCCAAACCAACAAAAACUUCCACAGCAAGGUGUCGAACUCCUAAUUCUCCGGUGGAUGAAAAGAAAUGGCCAACCAACGGUCACGUGCAGCGACUACCAAAUGCAGCUGACGCCUCAGCAACACGCGUGGCAGCUGACAAAUACGGAACUUUACCACGAAGGAGAAGGGACGCUGAUCCGGAGUCAUCUCCAAAACAUGAAAAUAUACCGCCAACCUCAAGAAGGCCGACCGUCACACGGUCUGUUUCGUCUCGAUCAACUAAAACGCGUGUAAGGAUUUACGCUGAAAAAACAUGCCAGACGGUACUCGUAGGGGCUGAUAUUGAAUCGGCGCUCGCUGGAUUCGUGCCAAACAUUGAAAGACGGGAUGUUACCCUUUGUCACCGCGGAGUUCAGGCUAGCUCGCGGGAUACUGAGACAGCUCGUCUAGUAGCAGCAGUAGCGGCAGCAGAGGCAGCAGCAGCUGAGGAGAGGGAGAGGAGACAGCACGUCGAAACGCAGCUAGCUGCUGAACGAUCAGCAAGACUCGCUGCCAUUUCAGAGUUAGAGAGAAACUCACAGAGAUUGCUUGAACUAGCCGGCGCUGGCGCUGGUGCUGGCGCUGAAGGUUGUCUGCGAGCUUUGGAAGAACAACUUCGAUCAGCUCGGGAACUGUCCACACGACAACGGACAGAAAUAGACUCGCUCAGAGAACACUGUGAUAAACUACACGCGGAGUGGUGUCGCGUGCGUGAGUCUCGUCGUGUAUUGUCCGCUCGUCUGUCAGAAGCGGAACGCGAGGCUGCUGAGAUGCAAGACUUCCUCGCCGCAGAGACUGGAGCCUUGGGAGACUCGCUCAGGGACGCUGAGGCGGAGAUUGAAAGAUUAGCUUCUGAACUAGAGCGACGACGCGGCGAGUGUCGUCAGCUAGUUCGUAUGUGCGAGCAGCGCCGCCAGGAGGCGCUAGCGGCGAGCGCGCGGGCUCGGCGCGGCGCGGGCGCGGCGGCCGCUCUGGACGCUCUCGCCCGCCGCCUGCACGCGCUCACCGAGGCCGUGCGUGCGGCAUACCAGCUGCCCGCACAUAUCGUGCAUCCGACGGUCUUCCAUAAUGAGGCUUAUUGCAGUCGUAGCGACAGCGGCGAGACCCUCUCUCCGUCAGAGGAGCCCCGCGGUCUUUUAGGCGCGGUGUCCCGGGCGCUCCGGUCAGCUUGCACGCCUCUCGUACACAUGAACCACGAAGACGAUCGCUCCAGACUCUCCGAUGACAAUGACAACUCCGCUGACUUAUUGGACUCAGAGACCGAACCCUGUCUCGUCACGGAUCCAGAAUACGCGGAGGACUGGUGGUCGGGGGCGGAAGGCGCGGAGGGGGGGGAGGGCGCCGCCGGCUCGAGCAACGACGACCUCAGCCCGGAGAGGGAGUCCGCGGGAGAUAACGACAGAGAAGUGGAGGGGUCUGCUGAGUCUUCGGUGUCGGAACGGGAGUCGCUUCGAAAGUUAUCAGCGGCUAUCUCGAGGCAGCGCUGGGAGGCUGAGGCGGAGGCAGACGAGGCGGCGCGUGGAGCUCUGCUUGAUAGGGUGUUGUUGCUUGACUUGCGUCUGGCCGACCUCUUGCGAGCUCUAGCAGCCGCCGCCUCGGCCUCGGCGACCUCGACUACCGCCGCGACCUCUUCACCAGACACCACCGCAGCACUCGUCAAUGCACUCAGAGACAAAAUAGAGGUUACAGAAAAGAAUGUUGCCGACGUUGUUGUGAAGAAACUCGCCGAGCUUGAAGCUUGUAAGAACCUCAUAGAGCAGUACCAACAAAAUAUAGAAGCGCUCAAAAACCAGGUCGUUCAGCGCGUUGAAGAAGACGAUACUGAGCUAAUAGAACAGGAAUUAAACUCUUGUGAUCCAAAUGAGCGAACUCGGAGAUGCGAAGCCGUGGAAGCGGCGUUGAGUGCCUUACCAGCACGUCCGCGUCUGUUGCCGCUCCGCGCCCGACUGCAGCGGCUGGCGCGAGCGUUGGCCCCCGCGUCUCCCCCCACCCCUCCCUCCGCGCACGCCUCACCCGCCGCCACACCGACCGCCUGCACAUAA
This is a messenger RNA of Danaus chrysippus (African queen), 2739 nucleotides long. NCBI's taxonomy places the organism in Eukaryota, Metazoa, Arthropoda, Insecta, Lepidoptera, Nymphalidae. The record is from the annotation of a GenBank genome assembly.